CAUUUUAAUUAUUAAAAAUUCACUUGAAAUUUGCAGAAACGAUAAAACAAAUGAUAAAUGAAUGUACAUAGUUGUCUAUUGGCUAUUGGGAAAUUUUAACUUGUGAGUGUUCUCAUGGCUUGGAAUUUUAAUUUUUAUCUUUUCAUUAAAAAUAAAUUACUAUUAAAAUUGUUAUUUUGCUUGCUGGUUUUUACUAUUGUCACAAUUUUAAUGGCCAUGAAGUCCAUAUUUAAAAGCCCAAUAAAUCAUUUUUGUUUAUAUCAAUCAUGCUCCAAUGAAAAUGUGACUGUAAAUGAGAAACACAAUUUUCGGACUAUAUCCUCUAGAAAAAAAUAUAUGAAAAAGAAUUUUGAAAAUAUUUACAAAAGAAACAUAAGCAAUAUAAAAGAUAAAAAUAGUUUGUUAGCUGUUAAGAAAUCUGUUGUAAACAGGCAUAAAAAACACAGACUGAAAAUGAUUUCAUUUAACGGCAGCAAUAAUUUGAAAAAAAAGGAGUUUCAUAGUUUGACUAAAAAUAAUGAAAUUAACUUGAAAUUAUCCACAAAUUAUCAUUAUGGAUCACAUACAACAUUACCAUGGCAACCAUGGUAUUUGCAACCAGAUAAACUUGAAAACCUCAAUAAAAAUAUUGUCUAUGAAAAUCUCAAAAUACCAAAAGCAAAAAAACGUAUUCCUGUUAAUAUAAUUUUAAUUGUCUCAUCUGCACCUUCUCGAAUUGAUCGGAGAUUUGCCAUUCGUCGAACUUGGUGGACACAAUGCAAAUCUACUUCUAAGAUAUCUAUCAAAUGUGUAUUUCUAACUGAUUGGAAAGAUCCAAGUUCUAACAGUGAUAAUGGCAAUAUCGUUGACCUACAAUUGGAGUCUGAUAGGUAUAGAGACAUUCAUUUUCAAAAUUUGACCGGAGGAUAUGAUUUUGGAAAACGAUUUCUUUAUCAUAUGGUGUGGGCUAUGCAAAAUUUCAAGUUUGAUUAUUUUUUAAGACUUGACGAUGAUUAUUUUUUAUGUCUUGAAAGAUUUCUUUAUGAAGUACCAAUGCCUCCUAAGAAGCUCUAUCAUUGGGGUUGGGUGCAUUGUAUUAAUGAGUUAGUUCGUCCAGAAGAAAGUAUAAUUUUGCUAUCAAAUGAUUUAAUUGAAAGAUUUUUAGGUCAAGAUCCUGAGAGAAUGCUAUGUCAUCGUUGGGCUGAUCAGAUGAUUGGAAUUUGGGUUAACAAUAUUUAUCUGCCCGGUUUUCAAUAUAAACAUGAUAAUCGCUUACAUCACGAUCCACCUGCUAUGUUUAUUGAAAAUUUUAAAACUCAAAAAAAUAUUUGUAAUUGGUAUAUUGGCAUUCAUGGUAGUUAUCCAAAAGAAAUGAUGACUCUAUGGAGGAAUAGAGGCCUAAAUAAUUAUAAUAAAAACAAGACACUUGAUGAUUACAGCGAAUAUUGUAUGUAUAAUCAAUAUAUGAACUGGGAUUUAUUUGAAAAUGAAUGGCAUGCUAUGCCGAUGUUGUGUAAAGAAGAUCCUAGUUGGGGUGGAGCUUUAGGAACUCUUUAUCAUGGGCGACAAGGUCAGGUAGCUCAAGUAUGACAAGUUUAUAAAUAGUUUGUUUCGAAACUUUUUAAUUUGUUAUUUUUGACUGCAGAUUUUUAAUUGCAGAUAAUUUUUAAUUACAGAUACACAUUUGUAUUUUUAUAUAUAAAAUAAAUAAAAAUAUUUUAUUCUU
Hydra vulgaris (swiftwater hydra) is the source of this 1705-nucleotide messenger RNA. NCBI's taxonomy places the organism in Eukaryota, Metazoa, Cnidaria, Hydrozoa, Anthoathecata, Hydridae. The record is from RefSeq and is a predicted model, not a curated record.